AGAUCUGGCACAUGAUUGCAUCUGAAGCAAACCAAGAUUCCCUACUCAUAGAUCUUGAAAGUACUGAUUCUUUCUAACUAUAGUAUAAAGGGGUCAAAUUGCACUCAUUGUUUUUAGCUCUCAAACUUAUCAACUAGAUCAGAUCUGAAUCUCUCUGUACCACUCAUUGCCUUCUUGGGAAAGAUGUCAACGUUCUUGAUAAGGAUACUUCUUCCUUUGCUAGUCAUAGCAAUGACAUUUCCGCAAUUUUCAGAGGCAGAGUCGGAACAAUGGUGCAUAGCGGAUGAACAAACGCCAGACGAUGAGUUGCAGGCAGCCCUAUCGUGGGCAUGCGGUAGCGGUGGAGCUGACUGCAGCAAAAUGCAGCAGGAGAACCAGCCAUGCUUUUUGCCCAACACAAUCAGGGAUCAUGCCUCCUUUGCCUUUAAUAGUUAUUACCAAACUUAUAAGCACAAAGGUGGUUCUUGUUACUUCAAAGGUGCUGCCAUGAUCACUGAGCUUGACCCCAGUCAUGGUUCUUGCCACUAUGAGUAUAACCCCUGAUUCAAAUGAUACAACAAGAUGAGAAGCUAUAAUUUUGCAUUUAUACAUUUUCCCUAUGUAAUGUGUUUCCCUUGGAAACUGUUCUCUCAUUACUCUUACCUUUGAUAAAAUUUCUUCAAUACAACAUGCUUUCUAUUGUGCA
Molecule: messenger RNA, 685 nt
Organism: Camelina sativa (false flax)
Lineage: Eukaryota; Viridiplantae; Streptophyta; Magnoliopsida; Brassicales; Brassicaceae
Product: glucan endo-1,3-beta-glucosidase 1-like
Source: RefSeq, a predicted model, not a curated record